Messenger RNA from Sorex araneus (European shrew), 2319 nucleotides. RefSeq names its product family with sequence similarity 104 member A (gene VCF1). The record is from RefSeq and is a predicted model, not a curated record. Lineage: Eukaryota; Metazoa; Chordata; Mammalia; Eulipotyphla; Soricidae. The coding region runs from base 20 to 574 and encodes 184 amino acids. The transcript has 3 exons.
GGCCCGCGGCCGCGGCGACAUGGGGGGGCGCGGAGGAGGCGACGCCGGAAGUGGCGGGGGGACGGGUCCCACCGAGGGCUCCUCUCCGCCGGCGGCGUCCACCCGAGCGGCGGCGCGAGCCAAGGCGCGGGGGGGUGGGCGUGGCGGCCGCCGGAGCCCCGCGGCCUCUGUUCCCGCCGGGAGCCGGGCGGCGCCGCGCCGCUCCCCGCCGCCGGCUGCCAUGAGCGAGCGCCUCCGGCCCAGGAAAAGGAGAAGGAACGGCAGUGAAGACGACCACCAUCUUCCCCCUCAGACCAAGAGAAGCAGUCGGAAUCCCGUCUUCCAUGAGUCCUGGGACACAGAGUCUUCCAGCAGCGACAGCGGCGGCAGCAGCAGCAGCAGCAUCAACAGCCCGGACCGGGGCAGCGGGCCGGAGGGCAGCUUGAACCCCAUCGCCGCCGGGUCCAGCCCCAACACGCCGCAGCCGGCGCCCGAGCAGUCGGCGCUGUGCCAGGGCCCGUACUUCCACAUCAACCAGACGCUCAAGGAGGCGCACUUCCACAGCCUGCAGCACCGGGGCCGGCCGCCCACCUGACCCGCGGCCUGGCCUUCUGUGAAGGGACAGCGCCCGCGCACUGCAGACCCCUCCCGGAUGUUGGAAACUUGCACAAAGAUGCCUGUUGGCUUUUCACUCUAUAUUUGAAAUAACAGCUUAACAGGCGGUUGUUUACUUGUGGUUUUGCUGCACUAUUGCAAUUUCAAAGGGGCUUCGGAGCAAUUUUUUUAUAGGAAUCUUUUGAGGGUGGGUCUCAAUCUCUGUCAAGGUUAACAGUGUAAGGAAAUCUCAUCUGCGUGUUGAACCCAUAGUUUGUCUAAUUCAGACCCAUUUCCAAACCUGUCCAUUAGAAAUUCUACUUGAUGUAAAAAAGGCCUUUUAAAUGCGGGAUCUUCCAAUUUUUUUAAUUCAAUAAACUAGUAAAGAGUAUCUAGUUUCCAUGGGGAAAAAAACCAACAACAACGUAAGUUUUCUUUGCAGACUGUAGAACGCUUGUUCAGCCUUGGGCUGAAACUGUCCGCCACGCUGCCUUAGUCCAGGGGCCCGGCCCCGCCCCACGGUGCCAGGGAAGCGGCUCCCUGAGGACUGUCACUCCCCCCUGUGGGGGUCAGGCCUGCGGAGGCUGGUCACUCGGUGCCUUUGUCCUGCUCGCACAGCCGAGUCACCAGCAGCUUCUGUUGAGCCCAGGGGCGGGAGUCCCUGGAGGUGCUGAGAACCGGGGGCCCUGACCACCCCCCAAAGCCAUCCAAGGCCCACUGGGGCCGGGGGGCUCCUGGUGAGGAUGACAGAGGAUCUGGGGGACAGAGCAGGACGCGCGUCUCCUUCCACGACAGAACGGAACUGGGGAGGUGACGGCCAGGGGGAGAAGCUCCAGGGAGCCUGGUGCCGGGCGACCCGGGAUGCCGGUGACUCAGCCUGCUCCCAUAACAGAGGAGGCAGCAGUGAUUAAUUGAGCACGAGGCGGGCGCGGCCCGCGUUACUUGGUCAUACUCGAGAGCCAGCCGAGCUUGAACAGAGACGAUGCAGACGAGUCUUCCUCUUCGCUGACGAGCUGUCGGAACAGCGAGCCAGGCUGCGACGGGUCACCAGCUUGGGAGAGGGCCGGAGCGGCCACCUGUCAUUAGAUGCAGAGAUGUCUCUCAGGCCCCGGCCGGCCAGCCCAGCACGCCCGGGGCUCCGGGCAAGACCUGACAGGGACACGGGGGCGCAGAGAGGUCCCUUCUGGGACAGGUGGAGGCAGGCGAGGGUAGGAGAAGGGCGGCGUCUCCGCCUCCGUGCCGCGUCCUGUCCCUCAGGGGCAGAACCGAGCACUGUGGGGAGAGGUCAGCCAGGCUGGACAGCGUGUAUGAGAAGCUUCCGCUGCCACCUCAAGGUUUGGGCCAGGGCGUGGCGGCCUUGCGGAUGCUCAGGGCGGUAGGUAAGGCAGAGUGUGCUAGCAGCGCCCUACUCAGCAAUAAGGCAGCGCCCCGGGGCCGAGACACCCCGGCAGGCGAGAGGACGCAGCCCCCCGGGAGCCGACGUGUGGAAACGCAACGCGAGGAGGCGGAUUUCUUCCUUCCCCACCUGCCUGGGAGAACCGGACGACGGGGGAGCCUGACCCCUGAAAGACGAGCCCCCCUCUUCCGAGUAAGCCCGGGGCAAGCCAGGGCCGGCCGUGGACUCGGGCGGCUGCAAAUGAGCUCGUUUCCGUCCUGGGGGGUGGCCCCGCGCCCCCGCCGGCGGCUCUGCCGGGGAGACCUUGUACUGUGUGUAUCGCGCCACCAUUAAAGCAGCAUUAGAGAUCA